AUGGCUGGCAAGCUCAAGCGGGAAGAUCCUGGGGCAUUUGCUGCCUGGUGCGAGGGAGCACUGGCUCUUGAAAAGGCCGCAGAAGAGGAGGAGACAACAGAGCUUCUCUUAUCUUGUACACAAGCAGAGCUACAGUCCAGAGGGCUCGCAAUCCUGAAACUACGUGUUGCCGAGCAGUCCACUGCGCUGUAUGGGAGAGCCUGCCUGACUCUGGAACGGUCCUCUGGGGCAGGAGACCUGCCUUCGCACAAGAUUAGCCAUGGUGAUAUUGUCGGAAUCUUUGAUCAGGGCAGUCGGCCGCUUUCUAAAGCGGUACCCUUGGCAUCGGCCGUGGCUACUCGGAUACGGUCGGCGACCAUACAGCUGGCGUUCGACGGCGACGUGCCCGUGGACGUCCUCGACGGCCGGCUCUUGAACCUUGCCCUGGUUUCAUCGGAUGUGACGUUGAAACGCUACAAGGAAGCCUUAGACAUGCUGAAGAGCGGCGCGCGCAGCCCGGCCUCCGCGCUCGUUGGCGUGUGCUUUGGGGAUGCGAAGCCUCGCUUCUAUGAAGCAAAGUCCGAGGCCUGUGCCCGUGCGGAUGCAGUCGACUGCACAUUCCUCUCUGAAUCUGCAAACCAGCUGAACGAGCCGCAGCAGGCAGCUGUGGUGAAGGCCUUGCGGGCAGCUGAUGUGGCGGUUAUUCAUGGACCACCGGGAACGGGAAAGACUACCACCCUGGUGUCGUACAUUUUGGAGGCCGUCUACCGCAAGCAGCGGCUGCUAGUUACCGCUCCCUCGAAUGUUGCGGUGGAUAAUCUCCUGGAGCGCCUAGCAGAUGCAGGCUGUCGGUCGUUGGUCCGUCUGGGGCACCCAGCAAGGGUACAGGAGAACAUUCAGCAGUUCACCAUGGACAACGUGGUGUAUGCCUCCGACCAGGCCGAGCUCUGCCGCGACAUCAAGAAGGAGAUCGACCAGAUCCUGGGCAAGGUGAGGGGCAAGAAGGCACAGGUGCCAAACAAGCCCUGGAGCAACCUCAAGGAGCUCCGAACAGAACUCCGCCAGCGUGAGCGGCGUGCUGUGGCGGAGGUCUUGCGCACCACGCAGGUUGUCUUCGCCACAUGCACCGGUGCCGCAGUCCUCCAUCGUGAGAUCAGGCGCGGCUUGGGGGCCGCAUCCCUGGAGUUUGACGUGGUGGUCAUCGACGAGGCGGCGCAAGCCCUGGAGGUGGCUUGCUGGAUCCCGUUGCUCCUGGGCAAGAAGGGUGUCUUGGCGGGUGACCACCAGCAGCUUGCGGCCUGUGUGAAGUCGGCCGAAGCCCAGAAGCAGGGUCUGGAUGAGACGCUCUUUGGGCGGCUUAUUGAAAGUUUCGGCGACGACGUGGCCUCACUCCUCUCUAUCCAGUACCGGUCCAACGAGAAGAUCAUGGGCUGGUCAUCCAGCUCUUUCUAUGGAUCGCGUUUGGAAGCUGCGCCGUCCGUCGCAAGCCAAACUCUCAGUCUGCAGGAAGUUCCUUCCUUCAACAUAAACGCCGAGGUUUUGGACUUGGCCACUGCCCCGAUGCUCUUCGUAGACACAGCAGGGUUACCUAUGUACCGUGAGGACGGCGAGGCCUCGCGGUCUGACAUCCAGCAGUCGAGAUGUAACCCGGGAGAGUCGCGUUUUGUCGUCCACUACGCCAAGCUUCUGGUGAGAGCGGGGCUCCGACCCGAGGCUUUCACCGUUAUCACGCCGUACAACCGCCAGGUUGAGCAGCUUCGUGCCGACUUCGCGGCAGAUGCAGACAUGGAGACUCUCGGAAUUCGUCCACGCAUCAACACAGUCGACUCUUUUCAAGGCCAAGAGGCAGAUGCUGUUCUGAUUUCACUGGUGCGCUCCAACAUGCAUGGAGUUGUCGGCUUCCUGUCGGACUAUCGCCGUUUGAAUGUGGCAGUCACAAGGGCAAGGAAGCACGUCUUGAUCGUGGGAGAUGCCAGCACGAUUUGCAAUGAUGAUGUCCUCAGCUCGCUUUAUGGUUAUGCCUGUGACCAUGGACGCGCAGCCUUCGUGCAGCAGUUGCUGGAUGAAGAGGGUGGAGUCCCAGCAGAUCCUGCCACAGUUGCUGCCGUGCAAGAAGAGAGAAGACAGGCCCUGCUCAGAACCACCGACAAGUCGAAGGAGAAACUUCGAGACAAGGCCCAGGAGGAGGAGAAGCUCCGGCAGCAGUUCCAGAAGCGCUUGCGACAUGUCUUGGACACUGGCCAGCCGCUGCAGUUCCCAGCAAAGCUGAGUCCCUACGAACGUGCCAUCGCACACGAGGUGGCCAAGGAGCUGGGUCUACUGCACGAAUCCAGAGGCGAAGGCAGCGAGCGACGGCUUGUGGUCUGGUCCAAAGAUGGCCCUUCCAUUCCGGAGAGCCACGGAGAGCCAGGCCACACCGUGGCAGGCAAGGAAGGCAAGGAGGCAGUGGCCACGAGCCCUCCGGCGCCAGCGCCAGCAGAGGCAUCGGAGACGGUGUUGGAGGCCUUCGAGCGAAGGGCCCGCGAACUGCUGGCCUCGUUGGGUCCUGGCAAGCCUGCUGCAGAGUGGAAGUCGCCCACGGACGAGGAGGUGGAUGUACUGCGCCGAUUAGCAGGCGACCUGCAGCUCGAGGUGGUCGAGGCCGGUAGUGGUAAAAAGCGGCGGCUGCAAGUGCAGGCGGCGUCGCUGCCCACUGUCGCAAACUCCCAUGCGCCGGAGGAGCCACCCCAGCCUGCCGUGAAUGCACAGCUUGCUGGCCUGCAUGAAGAGAGGAGACAGCGCCAGUUGGCUAUGGCCGAGCAGCGCAAGAAGGACAUCGAGAAGAGCAACGCCGACCUCAAAGUCGCGAAGCAGGCUGCCAAAAAGGAAAGGGCAGCGAAGAAGGGGGCUGCGACGGCUGAUGAUGACGAUCUGGAUGCACUCUUGCUGGAGUUCACAAAAGAGGAGGGUAUCUGCAGCUUUGCCAACUGCAAGGACACCAAUCGGGUGAGUGGCUUGUACCUCCCAGUCCACUGCUUCUGGCAAAGCAACACCAACAGGUUCGAAUCUGAACUGCUGACGCGAUCUCAGGAGAAAACAAACACUCUGAUGGACGCGUGCUGGGCUCAGACCUCCUGGCCUGUGAUUUUGCCUCGGAUUUAUGAAGUCUCCAAUUUUGGUGCCGAUGGACAAGGCGCCAGGGAGUGA
Messenger RNA from Symbiodinium natans, 3165 nucleotides. Lineage: Eukaryota; Dinophyceae; Suessiales; Symbiodiniaceae. The record is from the annotation of a GenBank genome assembly.